AUGUUAUUUUCAAAAGGAGCUGCCACCGCUGCUCUAGUCUCUUUGGGGGCUUUUGCCCAAGAGGCCGCUGCUACUCAGAUGCCCUUGCCCAUUCUGAAAGAUUUUGAUGAAACCGGUGUGCUUGGUGGUCUUUAUCGGCCCAACAGCACGUCUGCUCGAUCCCGCAUUGGCGUCUACGUGAUGCAUGCGGAGCAGGACUACACUUCUUUCAUUGCCUGUACCGCACUGCCGAAGCACGGCUACACGACUUUCUGUGCCAAUAAUGAAGCUAGCAAAUACGGUUACAUGUCAGACCUCAACUUUGAGGAUCUGAUGACCGAGGUCAGCACUGGCUUAGCUUGGUUCAAAAACCAAAUCGAUAUCGAUAGGGUGGUCAUUCUGGGACACAGUGGUGGUGGUGCUAUGAUGGCAGCCUACCAGAACAUUGCUGAGAAUGGCGCAUCAGCAUGCAAUGGAACUGAAAAGAUCUACCCCUGCUCCGAUGAAAUGGAUGACUUGGUGCCAGCCGACGGUCUGAUGCUCCUUGACGCCAAUUACGGUCUUUCAACUAUGGCCUUUCUUAGCUUGAAUCCCGCUAUUGAGGAGGAGACCAACCCUUCUAAACUAAACGAGUCCCUAAGUGUCUACAACACUGCGAAUGGUUUUACUGGUGUCGUGGCUCGCAACAACCGUAUACUUGAGCACGCUCAGGAGCGUCUGAAAGCCCUUGAUGCUGGAAAGGGCAUGUUCGGCGAUGACGAACCCUUGACUAUUCCAGCAUCCCUUUAUAUCGGAUUCAACAACCUGUUUUUUACCCAAGACACUCUUUACAUUCACCACACUUCUCACGCUUGGCCUCUUCUUCACAAGAACGGAACCACCACUCAAAUUGUUCCUUCGGUCCGAGUACCAGCAAACUUCGAUGACUACUCCAACAACUGGCAGAGUGGUGCUUUAAAGACUACCGUCCGUCGUUUCCUCUCGACAUUUGCUAUCCGGGUCAAAGACACCUUCAACAUCAAGGUUGACUGA
Messenger RNA from Penicillium longicatenatum, 1011 nucleotides. RefSeq lists its product as uncharacterized. The record is from RefSeq and is a predicted model, not a curated record. The transcript has 2 exons. The coding region runs from base 1 to 1011 and encodes 336 amino acids. Lineage: Eukaryota; Fungi; Ascomycota; Eurotiomycetes; Eurotiales; Aspergillaceae.